Molecule: messenger RNA, 1931 nt
Organism: Lingula anatina
Lineage: Eukaryota; Metazoa; Brachiopoda; Lingulata; Lingulida; Lingulidae
Cellular component (GO): cytoplasm
Molecular function (GO): protein binding
Source: RefSeq, a predicted model, not a curated record
UAUAUAUAUUUAUUGUUUUCUCAAGUUUUGCUGAAUUACAAUCUGUAGUGCACCAGUAUAAAUUCAUCAUCUUUUGGUUGUCACAUUUAGGACUCAUAGAUUUUCACACUUACUACUAAAAGUUGGCUCAACUUCAUGCAGAAUUUCAUAUUCUCACAUGUUUUCCAUGUCUUGUAUGAUGUUACACAGUGCUGUAGGCCUAAUUUUGUGCUAUCUCAGAUAAUUCCCCUUCAAUAUUAUCACCUCACUUCUUGGAAUUAUGAGAUAAGUGUUUCCUGGUACCAGUGAAUAUUAAUAUUAGAACAAGUGGAACAGAAUCAGGGAUGUACCAUGCAGAACGUGUUAUCACUAAAAACAGGCAUUUAAACUUAUUUGACCUCAAGCACUGCUCACACUUCUAUGAUAACUAGGUUAACUUGUGGCUGUGUCCGCUGAAUUAGGCAGGAGCCUUCCAACAUUCAGCUUGUCCUGUAUUAGCACCAUAUUCAAGUGUUUUUACCUGUCUGGGUUUUAGAUUAGUGCCUGGGACUGACAGAUAAGAUUUGGUGAAAGUGACACUUUGAAAAAACCAACUGUAAACAAAGGUGUGAGGGUAGAAAUCACUGCUAGACCUGAGACCACCAUUACAGACACGGCAGAGCAGACAUGUUGUCAUAAAGAAGGAAGACCAGGAUUAUUAUAUUCCAAAACACAUAGCUUUUUAUUUUAAAAAUACAAACUUAGGACUAUAAAGAUGUUGGUGAAGGAAGGGACUAUAAAUUCUGGCCAAGAAUCCAGCGUGGCAGACCAAUCACCAAUGGUCAAUGUUUUACAAGACACUGAAUAUCAGAACAAUGCCCUCAAUAACAACACUAACACUACAGGCAACCUGGUACAAAAUUUCAGAUUUUUCAGACAAAGAUCCAACUCUGAACUUCCUAUGCGAAACCGGGUAAAGACAUCACUGCCACCUGGAUCUGAUACAGAAACCGAUUUCCAAUAUAACAAUGGUGAAAGAAGAAAGCGCUGUCAUUCUCUUUCCCUCACAGAUCUGUCUAAAAAUUCGAGGCCAACAGCAACAGCACCUACCUCACAAGCAACCACACUGCGUGGCACAGCAUUCCAAAAAUAUCAGACAGAAGAACAGUCAAAAGCUCAAUACUGGGUUGAAAAUGAGAGGGAAAAUGAUAAAAACAAUGCACUGUGGGUAGAAAAUGAGUGUCCAUUCCAUGGGAGUCCGCCAGAUUUUGUGAAGCUCUCCAGCGUGGAUGACAUUAGCCCUUCAGAGUUGUUCACAGACAGAGAGGCAACAGAUCUAGUCACAGAAGAACAAGAUAUAGAUUUUGAUGAAGAAUCAGGAAAACAAGUUUCCCCUUUUAACCAGACCUGGCAGCUUGAUCUAGCUGAGGGAGGCUUCAAUAAUGUGGUACGAGGUCCAGACUUCAACCAAGAUGUCACAAUCAGUGAUGAGAUGGAAUUUUAUGAAACUAGAAGACGGAGGUUUUCUACUCGCUCAUCAAGCAAUGGCUCUAUGAAUUACCCAAAUAAGCUCAGAUCAUCUAGUCUGGAUGCUGGGAGUGAAGAUGAAAGCAAUAUCUUUAGUGAAAAACAGGAGGACAUGACACCCUUAUCUUUAUCCUUUGCAGCAAGGAAGAGUGCCAUCUUGAUCAGUGGACGCAGAAGGUAUAGAUCAUGCACUGAGGACAUUACAGAGGAAGAAAACACUCCAAUUCUGCCCCCAAAAAGAACAUUCACAAAUAAGCUACCCUGACAUAAUAUUGCCUGACAAACCCACAACACCCCGAGAUGACCAGCCAGUUAGUCGACAACGGUGUUACACAACAAAUUCUCCAAGACUGACAAAGUAUCACACUCACAGAAGAAAAGAUAGUGACAGCAAUCUUGUGAUCCCAGAUGAUGCAAAAUGGGGAAGUACUGCCCUAAAGAAAUUU